GCUAAUAGCAUAUUUAAGCAGCCGUUUCAACAGAUCGUAAAUAAAUAACCGCAUUAUCUCCUCUUAUCUUCUGUUAAAAUGUAAAAGGAGAAUACAAAUGUGUUAGCGUAAUGUUGGUGGACUUAGCUUGUAGCGUAGUUUGCUUCGUUUACACAGCGGCUAAUGUUUUGACAUUGGUGAAUGUUGACCAUUGUUAGUCCUCUGUAGCUGAACUGCUGGUCUGAUUUGAAACUAUAAACCUUCAGUGUUUGCAGUUUGAAUGUGUGAAAGGAAACGAGGACAUACUUGAAGAAUGGAUCCCCUCGCACACAUACUUGAUCAAAACGAUGGACAAAUCACAGAGGAAUGCAUGUUGGGGAACUGCAGAGUCAAUCUUCCAGAGGAUCUACUCGAGGACCCUGACAUUUUCUUCGCUGCACUGAGCGAAAGCACCUGGAGUGAAGUCCUGUCAGAUUCCCAGAAGCAGCACCUUCGUCAGUUUUUACCACAGUUUCCAGAGAACAAUGUCACGGAGCAGGACAGCACCAUCAGUGACCUGUUCAACAACAGAAAUUUCCACUUUGGAAAUCCCCUACAUCUUGCACAAAAAUUAUUCAGAGAUGGCUACUUCAAUCCUGAGGUGGUCAAGUACAGACAAUUGUGUGCCAAGUCUCAGAAAAAGCGACAGUUGCACUCCCUUCAGCAGUAUUACCACAGGCUGUUGAAGCAGAUCCUUGUCUCCAGAAAGGAGCUGCUUGAGUUUGCUGUUCAUAAUGGCCUGGACUUUCCACCAAAAAGAAAGUUACAGACCAAGACUAACGCUGAAAAGCGGGAGCCAAGGGUGAGAAGAAGAUUGAGUCGUAUAUUAAAGGAGGUCAAAACUGAAUGUGGAGACAGCAAUCCUUCAUCUGAUGAUGACGACAUAUCAUUAUGGACUCCAGCACCACAGUCGCCUUCUUCUUCGACCACCACAGUUCCGCUCAGAGUUUUUCCCAGCCUCUCUACCCAAGACAUGAAGGCAACCGAAAAAGUAGAACUAGGUGAGCAGGACUUGAAAACCAUGCUGCAAAAUCAUCGGGAGAAGAGGAAGCGACAACCUGAACAUCCUGACCUGAUGACUUCUGAUGUCCAUCUUGGAGACGUACUUUCAAGAGCAAAUAUUGGUCGUAAGGGGACCAUGUCACUCUUUGACCUAGCUGUCCCUAAGAAGAAGAUGAGAGAUGAGAGGAGAAAAAAGAAAAUGAGAACAAUUAAAGUGGAAUCUGAGGAUCCGUUUGAAACUCUGGCCCCUGCAGACACUUUGUCUGCCCCACCAGGAAACAUCAUCAACUCUCUGCCCGACACACCGUCUACUCCACUGGCUCACAUCAAGGAAGAAAUUGUGGAGGAGUGUCAGAGCAGCCCGGUUACAGUUGAUGAAAUAGCUGUCAGUUUCUUCAGUCUGUUGGAGAAUAUCCUGAGGGCAGAGAUUCUUGCCAGUACUUCAAUGUUGGAGGAAAAAGUUCAAAUAUGGCAGUCCACUCCAAGCAGUUCCCUCAACGUGUGGUUUUCAUCCGCCUCUUGUUGGUCUGAACUGGUUCUUCAAGCCCUGCAGUUUCUUGCAGGGGAAACUAAAGAUGGCAUGAUGGCGCUCCCCAGUGGCUUUUCUCCAUUUGUAGAAUUUGUGGAUGAAUCCCAGCAGUGGAGGUGGAUUGGUCCCACUCAGGACACGGAGAAGGAUCUCAGUGCACUCUGUCAGCUGUGGCUGGACUCCAAAGAUUUAGUUGUCAAGACAGAAAAUGAAGACAUGUUAGAGAUGACUUCACCCGUACAAAGACUCAGUUCAACUGAUUAUGUGGUUCGACCAAGCACUGGAGAUGAAAAACAAGUGUUUCAAGUCCAGGAGCUGCAGCGAUACAACCAGCCACAUAAAGCCUUUACCUUCAGGAUGCACGGCUUUGAGUCUGUUGUGGGUCCAGUUAAAGGAGUGUUUGACAAAGAGAUGUCUCUCAACAAAGCCAGGGAGCACACGCUGCUCCGCUCAGACCGUCCUCCUUAUGUCACCAUCCUGUCUCUGGUGCGGGAUGCAGCAGCCAGGUUACCCAAUGGAGAAGGAACGAGGGCAGAGAUCUGUGAGCUGUUGAAAGACUCACAGUUUCUGGCUCCAGAUGUCACUAGUGCUCAGGUGAACACGGUUGUCAGUGGAGCUCUGGACAGACUUCACUAUGAAAAGGAUCCGUGUGUUAAAUACGACAUCGGCCGCAAACUGUGGAUUUACCUGCACCGCCAUCGCAGUCAAGAGGAGUUUGAGCGGAUUCACCAGGCUCAGGCCGCUGCUGCAAAAGCAAGGAAGGCUCUACAGCAGAAACCGAAACCUGCAUCUAAACCUAAGUCUGCAAGUAAAGACGGAGGCACCAAAACUCCUGGAUGUUUGGAGGGAAUGGAUAUAAGCUCCAACCCCAUGUCACCAACUCCUACAACACCCACUCCAAACACACCUGGAACUCCCAAGUCUCCCCUACCCUGCACAACCGCCACACCAACAAAAACUGGAGCUCCAGAUUCAAUGAAAAGCACCCCAGGUGUUCUCCUGGUGUCCCCUCCUUCGUUGCCUCAGCUGGGAACCAUCUUACCCAGCAGUCAGGCUGCUCCUGCAGCUUCACAUCCGCUCACAUCCCAGCACACAGCUCGGAUAGUGAGUCAUCUCGCCGCGGGAUCUCAGGUGCGUGUGGUUCCUGCUCAGGCUGGUCUGAGCUCUUCAGCCGGGACUCAGCAGACCACACUGGUCCAUCAGACUCCUCACCAGAUCAGGAUGCCGGUGUCGGUGGCAACCAAGGGCAUUUCACAGACGGUGGUGUCUGUGCCUCUGAGGACUCAGUCUGCCAGCAGCCCGGUCCAGGUGCCAACCACUCUGUCUGUCUCUGCUGUAAAUGUAGCUAAAUCUCAGUCUGGAUCACCUGGUAGUCCAGCUCAUACUCCGGCCCCCCCCGCUGUGCUACAAGGAGUCAGCAGCCCCAACAUCAAACAGGUUUCCAUCACAGGACAACUCGGAAUGAAGACUCCAGGGACAGGAAUUCCAAUUACAGCCACAAACUUGCGCAUUCAGGGCAAAGACGUCCUUCGUCUUCCACCGUCUUCCAUCACCACGGACGCUAAAGGGCAGACGGUGCUGCGGAUCACCCCUGACAUGAUGGCAACUCUGGCCAAAUCUCCUGUUGCAACUGUCAAACUCACCCCGGACUUUCUGGGCUCUGCCGCCUCCGGCAACAAAAGCAUAUCAGCCACUCUCCGUGUCGCUCCUUCACACCCUUCACCUUCAUCUUCCUCCAGCGCCGCUUCCUGCGCAGGGGAAGUACAGAGCAGUAAAUCGGGCCACAUGGCUUCCACCUUGUUGAAGGCUGCAGGAGACACGGCCAUACGCCUGAUGCCCACGCUCGCCGUCACCGCCGACCAGAAAUCCAGGACCUUCUCCACCGUCACCUCCCCCGACAAGAGCGGCACCACCAUCCGGAUCAUGCCAGGACUUGGUGUCAUUCCACAGAAACAGGGUCAGACCAUCACCGUGACGACCACUACUGGCACUAAAACACUCACAGCAUCUACAUGUGCUAAUGUAGUGAGCAUGGCAGCCAGCGUUGUAGCAGGUACCAAGGGGAUCAGCGUGGCUCCCGGAGUGUCGGGAUCACCUCUGACACUCGGAACAGCGACGGCCACGGUGAGGCAGGUUCCUGCUGCCGUGGUAACCACACAGACGGGGAAGUUACCCGCACGCAUCACUGUGCCGCUCUCUGUCCUCAACCAACCACUGAAGAGCAAGAGUGUUGUGACCACACCCAUCGUAAAAGGAAGUAUUAAUGCAAACAUCAGCAGCCUGGGCAGGAACAUCAUCCUGACCACCAUGCCUGCUGGCACCAAGCUCAUCGCAGGGAACAAGCCGGUCAGCUUUGUGACAGCGCAACAGUUUCAGCAGCUUCAGCAGCAAGGACAGGCCACACAGGUUCGUAUCCAGACGGUUCCAGCGCAGCAGCUCCAGCACCACAUGGCGUCAGGUUCCUCAAAAUCUGUUUCCACAGUCGUGGUCACAACAGCACCGUCGCCCAAAUGUGCACCUGAUCCCCCGCCUGCACCACAACAGUGAGCAAGCUGUGACUCCGGUCCAGUGAAACCCACGAUGCCUGGAUUUGGUUGUUUGACUUGUUUUUCUGGAGCACGCCAGCUUCAAGCACCUGUCUCACCUGUUCAUUUAUCCAGGUCAUAGUUUUCCAAAAGUCAUUGAAUCAGUAGCAAGUCCUGUGUUAUUUCUCUGAAGUUCAGGUUUGGUACUUUCCUCACCAGAAAUUUGGUCUCACCAGUAAAUUUCAAAACUUUACAAAAGCAGUCGUGUAGAGAUUGUGUCGUUGGUGAGGAAACUUUGAAUAAAGCAGGUUGAUGAUCACUCGUCUCCACGAUGAUGUUGAAUUAAAUGUUUGAAGCUGAA
Molecule: messenger RNA, 4435 nt
Organism: Solea solea (common sole)
Lineage: Eukaryota; Metazoa; Chordata; Actinopteri; Pleuronectiformes; Soleidae
Gene: nfrkb
Product: nuclear factor related to kappaB binding protein
Exons: 25
Coding region: 293-4096 (1267 amino acids)
Cellular component (GO): Ino80 complex
Molecular function (GO): protease binding
Source: RefSeq, a predicted model, not a curated record